CUUGCGUCAUUGUUAUUGUGGUAGCUGGAUUUCCAGCUGCUUAUAGAGAUUUCGCCACCAUUUCACUUAGAUUUCGGCAUCUAAAGCUGCGUAAACGUGUGGAUCCGCAAGUUUCUACCAUUACAAUGUCGCUCCAAAAGGACAUUUCGUCUGACGAGAGUUUGCAAGGUUCCUGGGUUGAGCUGCAUUUCAGUAGCAAUGGCUCUCAAAGUACAAGUCAUCACGGUAGCCAGGAGCAAAUCCCCACGUCCAGCCAGGAGUGUGACGUGGAAAAAAUGCUGCUAGAUGCACAGAACGAGUCGGGCAGAAACAGUUCCAGAGGAAGCUCUCAAUGCAACAGCCCACUCAGAGCACAGACGCCCCUUCUUAUGUGGAGAGGCUCAGAGGGAAACAGCUCACAGUCAGAUGAAGACUUCCAAGAAACAAGACGGGAAGUGGAGAAUCUGAUGAAGAAAAAUGCUGACUGGAUCUGGGACUGGUCUAGUCGACCUGAGAACAAUCCACCAAAGGAGUUCCUGCUGAAGUACCCUAAGCGCUCGACCUCUCUCAGCAUCAGGAACACCAGCGUCAUGAAGAAGGGAGGCAUUCUCUCUGCUGACUUUCUGAAGCUUUUCCUGCCCUCAUUAAUCAUUUCUCACAUACUUGCUGUUGGGUUAGGGAUAUAUAUUGGGAAGCGGCUAACUUCCCACAACACCUACUAAGUAGAAUAGUGAUGUGUUGCAACAACUCGUCACCUUGAUGUGACCGUCUUGGCAUGCCUUAAAAUGGGACCUUAUGAAGAUCAAUGUAGAUGUGGCCAUGUGACAUGGUCCAAUAUGACUGAGAGCCUCAUGUUGCCCACAACAGCAUGGAGAUUGAAGGGUCUGUUAUUGCUUUUUCAUGGGGUGUACCCCUGAACAGAGCAUUGACCAAUCCUCUGCUUCUUGCUGUAGUCCCUGUCCUGCCCUGGAGAUGACUGUUUUGCUGCUUCCUGCUCCUUAAAUCUGCAUGUUAGGGAACUUAUAUAUUGUACAUCAUUUCCUUUUUUCUUUUUGCAGUUAGAAGUCACUUGAGAGUUUAAAUGAUAUACUGUCAAUUGAUUUUUUUUUCUAAAUCAGCAGUGGUUAAAUAGUUUUGAUUUGUAUUUUUUUUUUUUUAAAUUUUUUGUCCAAGGGAUCAUUAGCUUAGUGUUUAUGAGAUAACAUCCGACACUGAUUGCUCAUUUUGUGCAACUGUAAAUUGUAGAAAAGCAUACGUUAGCUUAUUAAGCACAGAUGUGGUCCAUUUUGUUCAUCUUUGCACAAAAAAGCUGGAAACAUACAUAUGGCCUUGUUGAAUUUAUGCACAAGUUAAUAUGUCGGAACACGUAGCUGACUUCCAAAGGAGAGGACCACAUGCAGAUGAACACAAUUAAAAUUUUAUUGAACUUUGGUCAAAAUAAUAAACAAGUGAAUACAUUGCCACCAUGUUAGGAAUCAAUGGACAAAGACAAUGCAUUAUUAUGUGUUUGUUUUAAUGUCAUCAGUAUAUGUUUUGUGUAGUCAACUUUCAUUUCUGCAUUCACAACUACGGAGAUAAGAUCCACAUUUGCAAUAUGCGGUUCAAAUUUGGGUGACAUCCCUAAUAAAUGAAUAAGGGCACAUGUA
This is a messenger RNA of Seriola dumerili (greater amberjack), 1625 nucleotides long. RefSeq names its product BCL2 interacting protein 3 (gene bnip4). The record is from RefSeq and is a predicted model, not a curated record. Gene Ontology annotation, cellular component: mitochondrial outer membrane; nucleus; mitochondrial envelope. The coding region runs from base 126 to 701 and encodes 191 amino acids. Gene Ontology annotation, biological process: mitochondrial outer membrane permeabilization; positive regulation of apoptotic process. Lineage: Eukaryota; Metazoa; Chordata; Actinopteri; Carangiformes; Carangidae. The transcript is spliced from 6 exons.